This is a messenger RNA of Neomonachus schauinslandi (Hawaiian monk seal), 1806 nucleotides long. Its product is annotated as C-type lectin domain family 4 member E-like. The record is from RefSeq and is a predicted model, not a curated record. NCBI's taxonomy places the organism in Eukaryota, Metazoa, Chordata, Mammalia, Carnivora, Phocidae. Bases 246 to 905 code for a protein of 219 amino acids. The transcript is spliced from 6 exons.
GAGGAGACAGACUUGUCAACUUGUCACCCAGUAAAAUCCCUUGUCCUCCUUAUGCAAGAAAGGAAACCCUGACUGAAACACAAAGCCACAAGACACAUUAAUAUUAUGAUGUCUUAGGGUUGCACUUCCUAAAAAACAGGAAAAGAUUCGUUUUCCUUGAAUCUUACCAACAAAAUACUCCUGGACUCAGAAACUGACAAGAGGAGAGAGAGAGGGAAAGAGGGAGAAAGAGAGAGAGGGAGAGAAUGAAUUCAUCCCAACCAUCUACAUCACAAGGCACAGAGAAAAGAUGCUUGUCUUCCCAAGUGCUCUUAUGGACUGUUGCUGGGGUCUCCAUGCUACUGCUCAGCGCCUGUUUUAUCACCAGAUGUGUUGUGACAUAUCGUGUCUUUCAACUCUGUGAUGAGAAUAAGUUCCAGCUACAUGAGGCGUUCAUGGACUUCUCCUGCUCCAAUGAUGGAUCGGGUUCAGUCAAAAAUUGCUGUCCAUCGGACUGGGUACAUUUUCAAUCUAGCUGCUACUUCUUUUCUACUAACACCAUGUCCUGGGCAUCAAGUUUAAAAAACUGCUCCAACAUGGGAGCCCAUCUGGUUGUUAUCAACACGCAGGAGGAGCAGGAAUUCCUUUACUUUGCGAAACCUAAGAGGAGAGAGUUCUAUAUUGGACUGACAGACCAGGUGAAUGAGGGUCAGUGGCAAUGGGUAGAUGGAACACCUUUGUCAGAAACUCUGAGCUUCUGGGAUGUCGGGGAGCCCAAUAAUAUAGUGACAGUGGAGGACUGUGCCACCAUCCGAGACUCUUCAAAUCCCAGGAAAAAUUGGAAUGAUGUGCCUUGUUUCUUCAAUAUGUUUCGGAUUUGUGAAAUGCCAGAAAUAAAUGUCUCAAGCAACAAAAAAAUUCUCUAAGAGCAGAAAGCACAACUUAAAUGCAUAAAUAUGGAGACACAAGAGCAUGAACACAACUCCAACCUGAGAGAACUGUGUGCCGCAUUUAAUGAGGACUCCAUAGGGACUUCGGGAGGACUUUGUUGCUUUCGCUACCAAUAAAAAUAAGUCGUUUCAAAUGUUAUAAUUUGUGAUACUGAUUGAUGUGCUUGUUUCUCCAUAUUGGUCUCAGGACUUCUCAAAACUUACCAAGCAAUUCUCGAACUAAUGCCAGGAAAAGACAAGUAUGCUCCUUUGGGCACAUUUGCUUCUUUUGUGAAUACUGAUGUGAAAAUAGAGGGACAUAGAGCAAGUACAGAGCCCAGCAAGAAGAGGAUUUUCAAAGUGACUUUGAACAAUCCCCUGAAUUCAGGCUUUGGUCAAUUCUUUUUCUUUCUGCCUCCUGAAAAGCCUGCCUUGUCUUCUUGAUUGCUUACCACCCAUUUUUACCCCUGCCUGAGCAGGUAUCCUCACUAUGUUUUCCUGUACAAGAGUAAGAAACGCCCUCAAGUCAUGAAACUUAUUCCUGCUCCAAAGACAUGUGGACUUCCUGGGUAAAGGCCUUGACUGCAUCUCGCUAGGAAAAGGCCAUGCUAAGCUUCAGCUCCAAACAGACUAUUAUUCAGUCCGUUCAUCCCAAGAACUCCCUUUCCUCUUUAUUCUCUUCCACUGAAUAGCUGAAUCUCACCUGAGUUUGUGGCUAUUGUUCAGCUAGGGUCCAACAGUCAAAUUGUUCUAGGAGAACAUUCAGCUUGACAAUUUCCUAUCUCAAGCCUAUCCACUAUUUGCCUGAUAUUUUUUUCAGUACUGAUAAGGUUAUUCAAGAAUAUUUAAAUAACAUAGCACCUUUAAUAACCAUGUUUCUUGCACACAGCACCAUAAA